This is a messenger RNA of Dermatophagoides pteronyssinus (European house dust mite), 762 nucleotides long. RefSeq names its product mitochondrial ribosomal protein L32 (gene mRpL32). The record is from RefSeq and is a predicted model, not a curated record. Gene Ontology annotation, cellular component: mitochondrial large ribosomal subunit. Gene Ontology annotation, molecular function: structural constituent of ribosome. Gene Ontology annotation, biological process: translation. NCBI's taxonomy places the organism in Eukaryota, Metazoa, Arthropoda, Arachnida, Sarcoptiformes, Pyroglyphidae.
UAAAAAAAACAAAAUAUGAAUCGUUUUGCUGCUUUUGCUAAAAAUUUAUUUCUAACAAUUAAAUAUCAUCAUAGAAUUUCCAGAUUCAAUUUGGAUCAUUUUUUUGAUCAUACUUCUCCAGCAGCAAUCCAGAUUGUUCAAUUAUCUCUGCCCGGCGCCACAUCACAAUCAACAUCGAUUAAUGAAUUAAUGCAAGAUGGUUUAUUGUGGGGAGUACCGAAAAAGCGAAGAACCGCUGAAAAGCGUUUACAUCGUCGAUUUGGUGUGGAAAAUUAUCCGGAUUCGGCAAAAAUUUUACGUACACGAAAUGAUCUUGUUGUUUGUGAACGAUGUGGUGAUCAUCAUGAAUAUUAUGCCAUAUGUCCAACAUGUUAUUCAAAAGUAAAAGAAGAAACAAAACGUAUGCAAGAUCAAUUACGUCAACAAACAAAUCCAUUACAACCAAAAGAAAAGGAUAUUUUAUUUCGUUAUGAAAAUGAAAAAAAUGAUGAAUCUUUUACUAGUCAACAACAACAACAAAAAAAUGAAUUUUUUCAAAUUAUAGACAUUGAUCAUCCACGACCACAAUGGUUUAGUAGAAAUUUAAUGAUAAAAUCAACCGGAUCAACAAAUUAUAAUCCACGAGAUGUUAUUAUGGAUCCAAAAGAUUUAAUUUCAAAUAAUAAAAAAGAUGAAAAUUGAAUUCGCAUUGUCCAUUCAUCAUCGUUGCCAUCCAUUCAUUCGCCAUUAUUCAAAUCAAAUUGCAUUUUUAAAAAAAAUUUU